AUGUCUACUACCACCAUGGAAGGCCCACUACAGGCUCCGGAGGUUAUAACAAUCAUCCCGUCUUCACAAGCUCCCUCCUACAGAAUUGAAACCUACACUCAAAGCGAUCUUCUCAGGCAGCCUUUCCUGCCAGAGCUCCGGGACAUCAUCAACGUCAGCUACUAUGAUACCACUGGCACUUCUUUCGUAAAAAGCGGACCCCGGCUCAUGAGCGACACGCAACUUGCGGAAGAACUUGAGGAAACUGGCUUCACUGCGAUUGCAUUCGCUGAAAAUGCGAUCAUCGGUACUGCGAGUUUGAAAGUCUGCUUGUCAGAUUCCGAAGGAUCCCCGUGGAAGCUACCGGGCCAUUUUGAGCAAUUCAGUGCGGAGGAGAUCUUCUCCGGCAGCUCUACGGUACUCGAUAGCCUCCAUGAGAAAUCUCAAAAUACGCACUGCGAGGGAGGUUUCGAACUUGUAGCUGUCGCAAUCACGCCCGAUCCUCGGUAUAGGAGGAAAGGCAUUGGGGAAGCCUUGGCCAAGGCGUGUGAAAACGAACUGAAGAGGAGAGUGUCUCUUGCGGGUUGCACUGAAUUAUCUCGCUCGUGCAUGAUGCUCAGGUCUGUUCGCGAGCUCCGAGGUGCUUAUUGGCUGAAAAGGGGGUUCCGCGUCGUAGGGGAACAAUAUUGCCCUCCUUUGACCUGGGGUUAUAGCAAAGGGUUUGUUCUAUGGGCUAUGGAGAGAGAGUUAUCUGUUUAA
Molecule: messenger RNA, 738 nt
Organism: Penicillium crustosum
Lineage: Eukaryota; Fungi; Ascomycota; Eurotiomycetes; Eurotiales; Aspergillaceae
Exons: 1
Coding region: 1-738 (245 amino acids)
Molecular function (GO): acyltransferase activity, transferring groups other than amino-acyl groups
Source: RefSeq, a predicted model, not a curated record